Micropterus dolomieu (smallmouth bass) is the source of this 2598-nucleotide messenger RNA. RefSeq names its product mirror-image polydactyly 1 (gene mipol1). The transcript is spliced from 13 exons. NCBI's taxonomy places the organism in Eukaryota, Metazoa, Chordata, Actinopteri, Centrarchiformes, Centrarchidae. The record is from RefSeq and is a predicted model, not a curated record. The coding region runs from base 1162 to 2262 and encodes 366 amino acids.
GACAGAGACAGACAGGUGAGGCAGCGCUUCAUGUUUCAGGUAUAUUAACGAGAGACAGACAGGUGAGGCAGCGCUUCAUGUUUCAGGUAUAUUAACGAGAGACAGACAGGUGAGGCAGCGCUUCAUGUUUCAGGUAUAUUAACUAGAGACAGACAGGUGAGGCAGCGCUUCAUGUUUCAGGUAUAUUAACUAGAGACAGACAGGUGAGGCAGCGCUUCAUGUUUCAGGUAUAUUAACUAGAGACAGACAGGUGAGGCAGCGCUUCAUGUUUCAGGUAUAUUAACUAGAGACAGACAGGUGAGGCAGCGCUUCAUGUUUCAGGUAUAUUAAUGAGAGACAGACAGGUGAGGCAGCGCUUCAUGUUUCAGGUAUAUUAACGAGAGACAGACAGGUGAGGCAGCGCUUCAUGUUUCAGGUAUAUUAACUAGAGACAGACAGGUGAGGCAGCGCUUCAUGUUUCAGGUAUAUUAACGAGAGACAGACAGGUGAGGCAGCGCUUCAUGUUUCAGGUAUAUUAACUAGAGACAGACAGGUGAGGCAGCGCUUCAUGUUUCAGGUAUAUUAACUAGAGACAGACAGGUGAGGCAGCGCUUCAUGUUUCAGGUAUAUUAACGAGAGACAGACAGGUGAGGCAGCGCUUCAUGUUUCAGGUAUAUUAACUAGAGACAGACAGGUGAGGCAGCGCUUCAUGUUUCAGGUAUAUUAACGAGAGACAGACAGGUGAGGCAGCGCUUCAUGUUUCAGGUAUAUUAACGAGAGACAGACAGGUGAGGCAGCGCUUCAUGUUUCAGAUAUAUUAACGAGAGACAGACAGGUGAGGCAGCGCUUCAUGUUUCAGGUAUAUUAACGAGAGACAGACAGGUGAGGCAGCGCUUCAUGUUUCAGGUAUAUUAAUGAGAGACAGUGUGCUUCCUGUUUCCAGCUAACCCCAGAGUGAACGUGGAGCUGCGACAGCGUCUGCCUUCACCUGCGUCUCAGCGCCUCAGCAGUCCUGACGGAUCUGGGAUCAGCCUGAGUCCGGACCACACUGACCCGGUUCAGGCCCCUCAGCACCUGCAGGAUCUCCCUCCGGUCUCCUGCUCCUCCUCCCCUCAGUCCCACAGGAGCUCUGUCUCUCCGGUUUCUGCGUCUUCCUCCAGACCUCCAGCAGCCGCAGGGGAGAUGGAGAUGAACCUUUCCCCCAGCCGAGGCCCCUCUCCUCGGGCAGAGAGCUGCGGAGACGGCCCCGAUGGAGGAAGAGCAUCCAGAGGUCCUGCUAGUCCCGCCCCCGGAGGACACCUGGUCGGCCCUGAUGACAGCUCUCAUCAGGAAGUCGGUCCAGUCUCAGCGUCUGGUCGAGUUCCAACUUUUGAUCGAGACAAAAACAUCUCGUUUUUACUGAAAGAGCUCGACUCUCUGAGAGAAAUCAACAAGAAGCUGCAGGAUCAGCUGGUCCAGAAGGAGAAUGAGCUGCUAAGGAGGGAGGUGGAGGAGGAGCUGAGGGAGGAGCAGAGGGAGGCCCGAGGCUGGGAGAGACCUGCAGCGGUGUUGGAGGAGGUGUUAGCUGCUCAGAAGGACAGAGAUCAGGCUCUGAUGUCACGACUCCUGCUGGCCAAUGAGGAGAGAGAUGAGGCUCUGCUUCGUGCACGUCAACUGCAGCAGGCCGCCGAGUUGGAGAACGUGUCCCAGGAGCACGCCGACAUGGACGUAGACGAGCUCCUUCAGUGUGUUUGUGACGCCGACUCCGUCCAGGAGGUCGAACAGUUCGGUUCGGUUCUGGUUCAGCGUUUACGUUUGGCGAGGCAGCGGAGAAAUGACAUCACCGCUCAGGAGAUGAAGGCCGUGAUGGAGGAGAGAGACGGCUCGCUCGCCAAGUGUAAACGGCUGGAACAGGAUCUGACUCAGGAGAGAGAGCAGAGGGCGAGCGAGGAGGAGCUGCUGAGGCUUCAGAGAGAGAGAGGCGGAGCUCCGGAGGACCGACGCCGACUGGAGGCGGAGCUGCAGGUGCUGCGAGCCAAUCACAGCUCUCAGGACCUCCUCACCUCUCCUCCCUCGCCGCCCGGUGACGGCGUCUCUCCGGGUUCGUUGGCGGCAGCCCGUCAGGCCCCGCCCCUGCUGGUCCAGUUUCAGCAGCUGUCGAAGGAGAAGCGGAGCCUGGAGGCGGAGCUUCGACGCUGUCGGGAGGCGGAGCGGGAGGCCAGCGACAGAGUCCUCAGGUUGGAGCGUCUGGUGGAGGUUUUGAGGAAGAAAGUCGGGACAGGGAGCCUUCGAGCCGUCAUCUGACCUCCUCUGUUUUAUUAUUAGUGUUGAAUUUUCAUUCUUUUUAUAAACUGAUUGCUGGUUAUGUUAUUCUGUUUUCUCUAUUAAAAAUGGCUGCAGCUGCAUAUAUAUAUAUAUAUAUAUAUAUAUAUAUAUAUAUAUAAUAUAGUAUGUAUGUAUAUGUAUGUUUAGUUUCAGUUUUAUUGUGUAUUAUUUUGACAUGUUGAUUUUUUUCCUCAUUCAGAAACUUUGUGUUAAUGUUCAGAUCUGAUUCAGCUGUUUGUGGGAACUGAAGCAGAUUUUUUCAUCUGUACUUUUAUCACACUUUAUAAUAAAUACAAGUCUAUUCUUUUUUCUUUA